Oncorhynchus kisutch (coho salmon) is the source of this 2678-nucleotide messenger RNA. Its product is annotated as serine/arginine-rich splicing factor 11-like. Lineage: Eukaryota; Metazoa; Chordata; Actinopteri; Salmoniformes; Salmonidae. Gene Ontology annotation, molecular function: RNA binding. The coding region runs from base 652 to 1965 and encodes 437 amino acids. The record is from RefSeq and is a predicted model, not a curated record. Gene Ontology annotation, cellular component: nucleoplasm. The transcript is spliced from 12 exons.
GAAUAUUAAACAAAUAGCUAGCUAGUAGCGACGUACAUUUUCCAUGAAAAUUCUGCCAAAUCUGGCUAUCACAUAGGUUGGGGCCUGUGCGGCCUCAGUCCACCCCUAGCUAGUAGUAAUUAGUUAGCACACGCAAGUGUGCGUUUGCUCAUUUAACUGAUACAGAGGAGCCUAACUCGCGCCUACAUGGCUGUGAGCUCGCAAUUUAGCUAGAUGGUUAACUUGAUGGCUAGCUAGUGAACACUGCUUACUGCAAGCUCAUGGAGUAGGAUAUCUGCGAACUCUUGUCCCUCCGUGCCUAUAUGAAACAUCCUAACGUUAACCAGCUAACUGUACUGAGAAACAACUGGCUAGUAAGUUAUCUUGUGAUAUCGAGAAAUAAAUCAGUCCUGCAGUCAGUAAUAUAGUAACUAGUUGACAAAACAAUCUGUCGCGAAUCAAACUGUUUUGAAUUACAAUGAUACUGUGAAAACAAAUGGCUCCAUUGAAUAACAGGGCAGGGUAGUAGGAGCUAAUUAAUCUGUUCUGUGCUUUGCUGUUUUUCACCUGUCGAAUUACACCUGGCUGCACUGCAGUUAAGGUAGGAAUUACAAGACGUCUUGAUCAUCCCUCUGAAGCUCUCAUGGCAAAGACAAGAAAAGACUGCAAGAGAUGCAACGUUCUUUCAUUGCUCUCUCUUCCCAAUUUGAAUCUUCCUUGCCUGUGACUUCACGUGUCUGUUUUGUAAAGUUCCUUGAACCUGAGUCGGUUGGAGUGUCCCAGCAUCUGACCAACACUGUCUUCGUGGACAGAGCGCUGAUUGUUGUCCCAUUCGCAGAAGGAGUGAUUCCUGAUGAGUCUAAAGCUCUUUCACUGCUGGCACCAGCGAACGCCGUGGCAGGAUGCAUGCCUGGAGGAGGCCUUCUCCCCACUCCGAAUCCUUUGGUGUCCAUGGGAGGCGUACCUCUUUCAGCUCUCGGAAAUCCGAACAUGGAUCACAUGGCUGCCAUGGGCAUGUCUGGCAACAUCAACCCCCAGGCCCUCUCUGCUGACUUUCUGAAGCUUAUGCAGUCCAUGGAUCCUACUAAGAUGAAUCCAAUGGCUGCUGGUAUGAUGAUUAAUCCUGGUAUGAAGAAUGACUCCAACAAGGAGAUAGAGGAGGCCAUGAAGAGGGUCAGAGAGGCCCAGUCACUCAUCUCUGCCGCCAUCGAGCCUGGAAAUAAGAAAGACGACAAGCGCAAACAUUCCCGCUCCAGGUCCCGGUCGAGGCGGAGGAGGUCCAGGUCUCGUCACAGGCGAUCAAAGAGCAGGUCUCGACGGAGGUCCCACUCGAGGAGCAGGAGGCGGUCGAAGAGCCCCCGCAGACGGAAGUCCCACUCCAGAGAGAGGGGUAGACGCAGCAAAUCCAGGGAUAGGAGGAAAGAAGAUAAAUCCAAAAAGCGCUCCAAGACGCCGCCUAAGAGCUACAGCAGCACCAGGAGGUCUCGAAGCAUCAAUCGCAGACGUAGAAGAAGCCGCAGCGCCUCUAGGUCACCAAAAAAGUCCAGGUCCCCAAAGAGGAAACUGUCCAGGUCCCCUUCCCCUAGAAGGCACAAGAAGGACAAAAAGAAGGACAAAGAGCGAGACAAGGACCGUGACAGGGGGAGGAAAGACGUCAGAGAUCGGAGCCAAGACGAAAGAGAAUGCUCCACUAGUAAGAAGAGCAAAGACAAGGACAAGGAUAAGGACCGAGACCACAAAUCUGACAGUGAGAAAGGAGAUGUCAAGAAUGCUUUGCUCUUGAAGGUGACCAGGGAUUACGAUGAGGAGGAGCAAGGCUAUGACAGUGGAAAAGAGGUAGAGGAGGAGAGGAAGAGCGACUCUGAUUCUGCGUCUCCCCCGAAGCCCCAGGAGUCUUACGAGAAGCUUGCAGGGGAGAGCGGCAAGAAGUCCAAACAGAACGGAGAUGACCACCAUGAUGAGGAAGACAUGGAGAUGAGCGACUGAGUACACCCAGGGAAACCCAGCCAGAUGAUGACACUGAAAACCGACAUGCUCCACUCCCUACCGGUCUCUUUUUAAAGGCGUCUAGAUAACGGGUCUGAUCUUUUAAAUGAAUACUUGUGGGAAUCUGGUGGGUUGUGGUCCUAUUGGGGAGAUGUACAGUUUUUAGAGUUAUAGAGACACUUUCCAUCUCUAGACUGGUUAGGGGAAAUAUUGUUCCUGUUUGAAAUAGCCAGUUUAUUUCUGCCUGUGUCUGGUGAGCAUGUGUAGGAAAUCAAAAUAUAAAAUGUCAAAUUGCUGUACUUUUAUGUUGAAGGGCCUGUUGAAUGUGAGGGAUUUAGAAAGUGAUUUCCUUUUUGGGCCUCAAAGAUUUUAUUCAUCUUGAACAUAUAGGAACUGUUUUCUCCUAAAUGACUCACUGAACUUAUGUAUACUUAAACCUUUUACAGGACAGGGGUUGGCCCCUCACCUACUCAGACUGUUAAAUCGUUUUUAGCCUGGUACCAUUCUGGUUUCGGUGUAGCUUUCUAUUCUUUGUUGUAAUCUUGACAAAUUGACUCAAUCUGUAAAGCACUUAAUACUGUUGUAGACAUACCCUUCCACCCGUGACGAUAUACUGUAGAUUCAAAUCAGUGUUUGGAUUAUUAUGAUGGAACACCCUGUACUGUCUACAUGUUUUACAAAUGAAAGUCUAUAAUAAAACGUGGUCAAAAUAA